AUGGAGGAGCAGCCGAAGGAGGGCGAGGCCGAGGUCGCGGAGCAUUGGUUCUCUAAGUGGGAGCGCCAGUGCCUGGCCGAGGUGGAGCAGGAAGAGGAGCUGCCCCCGGAUCUGCAGGAGGAGGCGGCCCCCGAGACGGCGGGGCUCAAGAGCGAGCAGCAGAAGCUGUGGCACCUCUUCCAGACCUCAGCCACCGCCGUGGCCCAGCUCUACAAGGAUGCGGGGUGCCAACAGCCAGGACUCUCCAUGUGGGACCCCUUCCAGAAUGCAGCCAUGGCCGUGACCAGCCUCUACAAAGAGAGCGGGCAUGCCCACCAACGAAGUUUUGACCUGGGCAUCCAGGUGGGCCACCAGCGUCGCAUCAAAGAUGUGCUGGAAUGGGUGAAGAAGGGCCGGAGCAUCAUCCUUCGCGAAGAUCUGAUCAGUUUCCUGUGUGGCAAGGUGCCCCCGGCGCCCCCACCGCCGCCUCGUACCCCGAGGAUGCCCGCGAAGCCGGCCUCAGAAGCCCCCAGCCAGGCCGCCGCCACCGAAUCGGGCUCGUCGGUGGACGUCGACCUGCAGCCGUUCCACGAGGCCAUCGCCCUUCACGGCCUCAGCGGCGCCAUGGCCAGCAUUAGCGUGCAAUCUGGCGCGCCCGGCUCCCCGCCUCAAGCCAGCGAGGUCGCCGGUGCUGGCCGCCGAAGAAGUAGCUUUCUCGAGGAUGACUUGAGCCCGAUCGACUGUGAAGAACUGGCCCUCUGCCUGGACAGUGGGGGGUCCCGCAAGCGCACCUCGGCCGAGUGUGGUGAUGGCGACACGGACUCCCCAACCCACAAGCGCAACCGAAUGGCCUAA
Molecule: messenger RNA, 834 nt
Organism: Budorcas taxicolor (takin)
Lineage: Eukaryota; Metazoa; Chordata; Mammalia; Artiodactyla; Bovidae
Gene: HAPSTR2
Product: HUWE1 associated protein modifying stress responses 2
Exons: 1
Coding region: 1-834 (277 amino acids)
Source: RefSeq, a predicted model, not a curated record